AUGCCUCUGUCCGAAACAGAGCUCACGCUCGUUGAAGCCAUGUUCAUGAACAAGCAUAACGUGAAUUCAGUUCUCAAAGUCCUGCCACACGCCGUCGUCUCGACCCUGUAUAGACAGAAGAAAAACUUCGACACCUUUGGCUCCAUACAUAAGCCGGAAACCACAAAGAAGAGAAGGCUAAGAAAGCCCAUUGUAGCUGAUGCAGAAGCCCAUGCCACUUCAGCCGAGCCUGAGAGUCCCCCGUCCAGGAACCCUCUGUCAGAAACCGAUCGCACCAUAGAGGUGCUCUUCUCGCAAGGCUGUUCCGUCCGUGUUGUGCAAACCUGGUUCCCAAAAAGACCCAAGAGCAGCCUUUAUCGAAUGCANAAGAACUUUCAAGCCUUUGGCACCGUCAGAAAGCCAGAAACCAUGCACAANAAGAAGGGACGACCACCAGCUGUUACACCCGAGAUGAAAGAAUGGUUGGUUGAGCUAGUCAAAGACGGCAAAGAGAUGUGGCAGAGAGACCUUGCCUACGAGCUGUUCACAAAGUUCGGUGUCUUUGUAUCUGCGUCCACCAUUUCACGUCUUCUUAAAGAGCAGAACGUAGUCAAAACCCUAGGACCCGUAGAGAGCGCGGAUACAGAGAUGGCACCAGAAGAAGAUUCGGAUACGCUGAUUACUGAAGACUCAAUUCUGGACCCUCUACUCCAAUGGACCUGA
Messenger RNA from Aureobasidium musti, 702 nucleotides. NCBI's taxonomy places the organism in Eukaryota, Fungi, Ascomycota, Dothideomycetes, Dothideales, Saccotheciaceae. The record is from the annotation of a GenBank genome assembly.